Messenger RNA from Corythoichthys intestinalis (scribbled pipefish), 4098 nucleotides. RefSeq names its product family with sequence similarity 72 member A (gene fam72a). The coding region runs from base 407 to 856 and encodes 149 amino acids. NCBI's taxonomy places the organism in Eukaryota, Metazoa, Chordata, Actinopteri, Syngnathiformes, Syngnathidae. Gene Ontology annotation, cellular component: cytosol. The transcript has 4 exons. The record is from RefSeq and is a predicted model, not a curated record.
GUUUCAGGAAGUGGUUUUAAAUACCAGGAAGUUAUAAACAAAGCUGCCAGCUAUUUCAUUUAGCUGUUUAUACCGCCGUACGGACGCGGAACUGCGCGUGUAAACAAUCGUGUUACUCGCCGUUUCUGGGUGACUUUUUAAUCAUUUAGCCGACUGAUUUCUUCGCGUGACGUUAAAAUAUUAAUUCCGAUUUCUUCUCCAGUGUUUACCGAGUUGUGAAGCUAACAUUAGCUUGCGAUUGACCGACGACGCUCACUGUCGUCUGUAAACAGAGAGAGAAAAAAUCCACUCCCGUCAUUUACGUGAAUGUAGAGAAGACGACGUCAGUGUAGAGUGCGUUUUCUAUUGUAAUUACCAGGCGGCGUGAAACGCAAACGCCAGAGCGUCACUCCAAAACAGGAAAACGAUGUCGACGUCCAACGCUAAUUUUAAAAACAAAUGUGUCGCCCAGGUCAACUGCAUAUUUUGUGACAGCGUGCUCUGCAUGAGAGGCAUGAAAGCAGUGCUUCUUGCAGACACCGAGGUUGAGCUGUUUUCUACUGAUAUACCUCCAAAUAGAACCGUUGACUUUGUGGCCAGCUGCUACUCGACUGAAAGCUGCAAGUGCAAAUUGAGAGACAUUGCAUGUCUCAAAUGUGGUAACGUAGUAGGGUAUCAUGUUGUGGCCCCCUGUAAACCCUGCCUGCUCUCCUGUAAUAACGGACACUUCUGGAUGUUCAACAGUGAUGCCGUCUCCACGCUGAACAGAUUGGAUUCAACAGGUCUCAAUUUGCUGCUGUGGGGAGAUCUGCCCGAGCUGGACGACAGCGAAGACGAGGAACCCGAAAGCCCAUCAGAGGAGGAGUGCAUCAGGUAAAGAUUGACAUGGAUGACCAGAGAGGCUUUGCAGCAGCCAUCUGUCAAGUGAUGAAACUGGAUGAGGAGGAGACCUUAAAGUGUAGUUUAUUCUGAAACACUUGGGUCAAGAAGUUGCUCCUUUGUUUAGGCCUCGUAAGGCCUGAAGCCACACCCUUAUCUGUGAUGUCACAGCAGGUGUUAUGUCUUGGACAGCUGGUAGAACACCUGCUCUGACUCACGGUGGGAUUCUUAGGGCCUGAAGUGAGGCUCGCUCUCAAAAGAUUUGACCCCAGAAAACGGCAACAGUUGUGUUUGUCUCUAUGAAAGAUGAAGACUUUUUAAAAACAUGAAUUCUACAUGUCCUUUUGGGUUGUGGUGAUAAGCACUUGAAAGACUAGAUGAUAGUGCAAAUAAAAAAAAAAAUGCAUCUGUAUAUUUUAAAGUGAACUCCACUGUAGGCUAACAAAAAAAAGUUGACUAUUUUUUUAACCAUUGACCAUGCUUUUCAUAAGAGAAGACCAGAGGUGGGUAGUAACGCGUUACAUUUCUUACGAGUAGUUUUACCAUGUUAUACUUUUUACUUGAGUAGAUUUGUGAAGAAGAAACGCUACUCUCACUCCGCUACUUUAGGCUACACUAGUCCUUGCAUUUCUCCUUUUUAUUCUGCAUAGUAGAUUUGACUUUAUUUUUGCUAGCACAGUAGCUCUACCAGUUUCACCAAUGAGAUGUAGCAACAAUAAUCACGUGACUCCAUGAUACCAAUCAGACAUAAUACAGUCACGUGACCACACACCAGUGUUGUUUUUGUCUACGACGACUGUAACGAAAAUAUUUUGUCGGUGAACAAUUUUUUCAUGACGAUGACGAGACAAUAAUGAGCUAAAAACCUUUAUUGGGAGACUAAAAAAUUACUACACGAAUGCCAGUUUUCGUCUGACGAGAGUGAGGUGAAAAUGCGCCAUCGUUUUUGUCACAUGUUCACAAUGUGUGUCUGGUUGUGUCACUCAUGUGACUUGCUGCGCCCCCCACAAUUCACCCACUAGUGUCCUUUCCAUUCUUCCCAUUGCCGGUUUUGAGAUACACACGCUAAGAUUGGUCUUUUGAGAGAAUAUGCAAUGUUGCAUUAGCUUUUAAAGGUCUGUGCUGAGUGAUCAUCAUGCACUAAAUGUAACUCGUAGCGUUAGCACAGCAUUCGCGUUAGCGUCAGGCUAUUGCUAACGGCGAGUGUCCGCUGAAGCCCUCUGUGGUGAGUGAUAAUCACACAUGAAAUGUAACUCGUAGCUUUAGCAUAGGAUUCGCGUUAGCAUCUGGCUAUUGCUAACGGCGAGCGUCCUCUUAAACUCAGACAACUUUUUUACAUACAGUUCGUGGUGUCCUGGUGGGUGUAAAUUUUUUUUUUUUUUUCAUUUUACGGACGAAAACAUUUUUAUUAAACGUCGACUAAAACCAUAAGCGGGGUUUGGGGGGGGGGGGGGGGGCAGGCCCCCCUGGUGGCCGAGAAGUGUCAUUACAUGUAAUUGACUUUCCUAUAUGUAUACAUAAGCUGUAAAGCAAGAAAACAACAAAAAUGAAUGAAAUGAACAAAAAAUUAUAUUUUUAUAAUGGGUCAAAAUCAUUUUUCGAACAGAUCAUGUGACUAGCACCUUAGACGGUCAUUUGCUUUGCAUAUUAUUGAUAAAAAUAAAAAAAGGGGGAUGGCAAUUUCAUUUUUCUAAUGAUUUUUUUCUUUGAUUGAAAAUAUUUUUUUAAUGAUUAAAGCAACUUUUUGGGGGAUUGAAUGAUUUAUACACAAAUGCCCUACCUAUAAUAUGGCCCAAACACAAAAAGGAUAGCUAAAAUCAAAACUUUUUUUUAAAUGAAAAAUUAAGUGUUCAAAUGCUAAUUUUUGAGUCUCAAAUAUUUUUUCGCAUUCAAAAACUUUGUUUCUAUGAUUGAAUUUUUUUUUGGGAUUGUUUUUCCUUUUGAAAAUAUAUUUUUUUGUGUGUGAAGCAACUUAUUCUUUGAUUGAAUAAUAAAUACACAAAUGCCCUAGCCAAAAUGCAGCCCACACACAAAACAACUUUACUUCAAUCAAAAAGGUUGCUUCAAUCAAAAAAAAAAAAAAAAAAAAAAAAAUCAAAUAAAAAUAGCUUUCAAAUGCAUUUUUUUGAAUUUCAAAUUUAUUUUUGCAUUCAAACACAUUUUUUUUUGAUUGAAGCAUUUUUUUUUUGUUUGUUUUUUGGAUCGAAUAUUGAAGACACAAAUCUACCUCAAUAUGGCUCCGCCCAGGGGAUACAAUUUUUUACUGAGGUAACUACAUUGGCACGACACCGGCAGGCGUACCAUAUUCAAUGGAUGAUGAUCUUGGUGAAAACUAUAGCUGUCCUGCCAGCAGCCUGAUUUAGAAUUCCCCUCAAGAAUGAUGGGAAAUUAAAAAAAAAAAAAAACAUUUUCAACUUGUAAAUUUAUUUUAUUGCUGUCACUGCGUUUUGGGGUCAUCAACAUAUUGUGCCCCCCCUGCCUCAAAUGUCAAACUCCGCCUAUGACUAAAGCUGGACAAAAUUAGUCUUGAGUUUUCGUCAACAAAAACUAGACGGAGACAAACACAUUUUGAGAUGACUAAAAUAUGACUAAGACUAAUAAGGAUUGUCAUCCAAAAGACUAAGAUGAAACAACACUGCCAUAUACAAUAUGAUCAUUUUCAUUUCAUGGUAGUAUUUUUUUUAAUCCACUAGAGCAAGGGUCCCCAAACUACAGCCCGCCUCCACAUUUGGUCCGGCCCCCUGAACAAAUUAUUAUUAUUUUUUUUUCAAUAGUGUUAUUUAUUUCCUGGCUUUUUUUCUGUGAAGAACUCAGAGAGGGUUAUUUGGUUAUUAUCUAUUUAAUUAGUAGUGUUAUAUUAUAUUAUAUUAUAUUUUGGGCUGUCGAACGAUUAAAUUAAUCACGUUAAAAUCAGCGUUAAUCACAGCUUAAAAAUCAAUCAUAAUUAAUCACAAUUCAAACCAUCUCUAAAAUACGCCAUAUUUUUCUGUAAAUUAUUGUUGGAAUGGAAAGAUAAGACAAGACUGAUAUAUACAUUCAACAUACUGUACAUAAGUACUGUAUUUGUUUAUUAUCAUAAUAAAUCAACAAGAUGGCAUUAACAUGGUUAACAUUAUGUUAAAGUGAUCCAUGGACAGAAAGACUUGUUGUACAUAAAAGAUAAAUGUUAGUACAAGUUAUAGAAAUGUUAUAUUAAAACCCCUCUAAAUGGUUUCGUUUUAUUAAAGUUUGUAAAAUUUU